AUAUUUCAUUUCCAAAACGCAUAUAUCUCAAUACCCCACUUACCAAUCCACAAAAGACAUAGCCAGCCCGCCAGCUAGUCUUAAACUUCAACCCAGAACCCAUCCAUCUAAUCACCAAAAGCCAUGCAGCAUCUCCAUCCCCAAUCCCGCAGACAUCAAACCUAAACUCCAAGACCUGAAAAUGAUAUUCCUGGCGCGAACAUUGUAGCAAUUAGUAUCUGAAGAGAAAAGCCAGCGUCGAUCUUCAUUCAUAACUGAAUGCUAUCCAUCCCAUCCGAUUCCUCCAUGCCCCCUCUCAUCCCGAGAUUUCCUCCGAAAGUGCCACUCCCACUCACCUCACCUUAUCUCCGGGCUCCGAUCUAUCUAUAAUCAUCAAUAUACUUCUAUCUAGUAUACUUACUUAUCGAUCACUGUAGGUACCUAAUCUCCUACCCAUCCAUCCAUCUAUCCAUCUACCCAUCCGGGUAGAUAUCUCAACACCAUAAACCUUCAGGAUAGUACUCACUCCUCGUAAGUAGAUAUGUAGGUAGGUAGAAUAUUUAGCCUCUUAUCCAAAUUUCCAGACUGUUCACAUUCACAUUCACAUUCUCAUUCUCCACUGAUUCUUUUUCUUUUCCACGUAAGUUAUAAAAAAAUCUACAACUCACCAUUUUGCAUGCAUGGAUUCUUGAGCUGGAAUAAAAUGACAGACCCAGACCAUGACACACACACAACAGAAACUCAGUCCAGUACGAUUAAAAACUAACAAUCAUCAAAGCGAAAUCUCCCAUGGAGAUUUUCCUUCUUCCCAUGGGCUCUGAGCCUGAGAUGGAGAACUACUGAGCCAUGCACUCAUCCCCAUAGUAUAGUGUCGUGCAUACAACGCAUGAAUAUGAAUGACAGGGAGCCCUUGUUGAUGCACCGACAUUUGUUUCCUGGUUAUUUGAUGGGAAUGGGGAACGGAGAGGUCUUUGUAAAGCUUAUUUCUGUCUAUUGCGAAAGAGAUAGUUCGAUGGCGCUCCACUCUACCGUCAUGUUAUUGCAAAUCCAAUGAGUAAGUACAUCGCACGCCAUGGAAACCGAGAGCCGAGACUAAGACUCUCAUCCCCAUCUAAUAAUACCACGACACCAACAGAGAAUUUGGGUAUAAGACAACCAUAUUCUGCGUAAGCUUAAAUAUUGGGCUCGGAGAGUACUACUCUGAAGAAUAUUGAUAAAUCCUACCAGUCCAAUCUCCACGGAUCCAGAUAUGAAUUCAAAGAAGACAAUAAUCACAUCUUUCACCCGCCCAUAUUCACACGACGAUCAAACCCCCAUCAACCACCUCCCGGAGGCCCCGACGCGUCCCGGAAGAAAGAUCCCGCUGCGGCUGGUGCUUUAUCGAUUAUCGAUCCUGCAUGCAUGCAAUAUGAAUCACUUCCCCGCCGCCCCUUUUGUCAUGCUUCCCAAUCCCAGCCUAUCAAAGCUCUGAUCGUCAUAAUAUGCAAGUCACAAAAUUUGUGUCGAGAACGAUUCUUCAAAAACAGGGCAUUGCACAAAUAUGUCUGCGUGCGGCCUAUGGCAGGAGAAAAGGCUAGCGAAUUAGGCCAGACGGAAAGGCUUCUAGACCUAUAUGUGAGGAUCUUAUAACCGUGCACUAAUAGAGUAUGAUUUUCGUUGUAGAUCAUGAUGAAUCAUGGAUAUUCUUUGCAAACUACUGGAUUGCGUUUUCGAGCUCAAAUUAAGUGAUGUGACAUUAUUUGCUGUAUGAUGCGCUGGGAAGAUAUCUGACGUGAUUGGAGUCUUGAGAACUAUAAUUCUGCAAGAUACUUUUCACUUGAAAGAGUUACGUAAAUGAUGUAUGAGUGCGGGCGGGAACAAGACUUUUGCUUAAUGUGCAGUGCAAAAAGUUAAGCGGCGGAAGGAUCCGCGCGGAAGAGUAGGGCAUGGAAAAAAGGAAUGACUCGUAGAUGAUGCAGGAGAGUGGAGAUAUCAAUCGCAGUGCACCAUGUGCAACAAAAACAAGGAUAACAUGAAUUCCGCCUCACCAAUUAUGUUUCCUCCGCAAACAAAAGAAAGAUAACUAAGACUCCAAGAACCAGACUCGUCGUUUCGAGUUGGAGUUGACAGCUGGGAGGACCCCAACAUUACGCUUAGUACAAGACGGCGUCUGUCAAACAAAAAUGGGCGCCGCUUGAGAAGAGAUGAACGCAAGUGUGAAAUGGUAUAUAAGUGAGCGUACGUGCGUUCGUAUGUGCGCAACAUGAUUGGUGAUAGCAACAUUACGCACUGAUAUCCCAUACCCAUAGGGAUACUAAUUAAAUUUUGGAGAAAGAUGGUGAAACGAGAAUCCGCUCACGAGGAAUUGAAAUGCGAUAUCAUUACAUGUGCAAAGAAUGAAACAUAGAAGAUAGUAUGAUAUCAAUUCGCACAAUGACUCAGGUUCCCGAUGAUAGCGGAAUAAGAAGAUGGAGAUCUAGGAACUGAGAUUGUUUCGGAUGGGUUUUAGAUUAUGAUGAUCUCUCUACAAAGAUCAUCGUAAGAUAUACCCUUUCCUUUCUCCAAACAGGAACUUUAACCCAAUGCCGUUCCGGCAGUUCUUUCGAGUUGUGGAGUUGUGGCUCAUGAGUCAAUUUUGUGGCGGUAACAAUGGAGAAGUACUAGAUCGAAAUCGCUAGGAGAGAAUGGAAGUAAUUCGGGAUCAUCAGAACUGCGUGCCGUGUUUUUCUUGGGAGUUGUGUUAGGAAGUCAGUGUUCGAAGAUGUGUGUGGUGUCUUUUCCUUGAAGACUAGGAGAUUUUAUCUUAGGAAGACCCCUACUGCGUAGGUAGUGUUGACGAUGAUUCAUAGGAAUCAUAGACGAAAGGCUAGACAACAGAAUAGCCACAUGCUAACCUUCAAUCCGAAAAAA
Botrytis porri is the source of this 2868-nucleotide messenger RNA. RefSeq lists its product as uncharacterized. Bases 1381 to 1608 code for a protein of 75 amino acids. NCBI's taxonomy places the organism in Eukaryota, Fungi, Ascomycota, Leotiomycetes, Helotiales, Sclerotiniaceae. The record is from RefSeq and is a predicted model, not a curated record. The transcript is spliced from 2 exons.